Acanthocheilonema viteae is the source of this 540-nucleotide messenger RNA. The record is from the annotation of a GenBank genome assembly. Lineage: Eukaryota; Metazoa; Nematoda; Chromadorea; Rhabditida; Onchocercidae.
AUGCUGAUUUACCGUUACAUUAACACACCUGCUGGCGAGUUCAAAUCUGAAAAAAUUAUCGAAAUGUCUUCGGAUUAUUUGAGGGAUCAGGCAUUUUUUUUACAUCGAGAAGAACAACUAACAUAUCAUGAUCCGAUCCUCAUGGGACUAUAUGGAUAUCGUGAUAAUUUUUGCUUUCCAACAUCAUCAUACAUAUAUCUCUUUAAUAGUAUACUUACUUUUUCGCCAGAUAAAUAUAAUGAAUCACAUAUACCUCUGAUCAGUACUUCUCGAUAUCCGAUCACAUUCACAACAGAAACGUACUGUUAUACUCAGCCUUUACUUUCCACGUUACAAUUCGAUCAACAAUCUCUGGAUGAAUUCGUACCAGUAACAUUUCCGCCACCUCCACCAUCUUCACCUUCUAAUCCCGCGCAUAUCUUUAGAUUUACUUCAUGGCUUCUAGCAUUGCAGCAAGCAGUGCAAAGUAAAAUCGAUAUUGAGAAUCUAAUAGAGACGUGUGCAAAGAUGCUGACACGGACAAAUAAACAAGAAUCAUAG